Molecule: messenger RNA, 1103 nt
Organism: Manacus vitellinus (golden-collared manakin)
Lineage: Eukaryota; Metazoa; Chordata; Aves; Passeriformes; Pipridae
Exons: 8
Coding region: 211-939 (242 amino acids)
Source: RefSeq, a predicted model, not a curated record
CCUUGACCCUGGAAACCCCGUGGCCACACAGGCAUUGGUGGAUCCCAUCCCAGACAUACCCUGUCCCAGGAGGUCACACCUGUUCACCCUCUGGGUGGCUCUGGGGCUGCUGGUGGUGGGAUGCCUCCGUCUCAUCCCUUCUGGGUUCCAACAGGCUGCGUCCCCUGAGGUGUCCAUCUCCGUACAUCCUGGUUGGGUUCCUGGUUCACCAUGGACCUGAUGAAGAAUGCAAGGCGAUGGAAGCUGCCUGCAGCACUGGACAUGUACAAGAGUAUGUACCAGAAGGACUUUUGCUGGCACAACACCUACGAGCCACCCAACCAGGAGAACGUACCGAUAACUUCAUACCAUCCUACUUCAGAUGGCUACGUACCAAGGUGCUACCUACCCAAGUCCGAGCCUCCCAUCCAAGCGACACCAGGCCGGUCAGGGAAACUGGAGAUCCUCUCUGAGCCGCAGGAAGGGCUGCUCUGUUGUUGCCGGGAUCUCCCACCUCCUGCUCCAGCAGCCGGAACAGAAGGGACGAUGCUGCACAGGGAGAAAGUGUCCCCAGGCUUGGUCUCCUACGUGCAAUUCACCCGGGAUUUGUACCGGGAAAGGCUGGACAAUGCUGAUCAAUACAAAAACAAGAUGCUGGGCUCAUCUGUUGUGAUGGAAGACUGCUCUGUACCUGACUGGAGAAGUACCUACCAGCUGGAUUUCCCACGCCGGACAGGAGUCCAUGGUGGAUUAUACACAGAGCAGACGAGGCCUUCUCCCGUUUUCCCUGCAGACAGCCGCCUCAACCAGGGCCGCUGGGUAUCUGAGUAUGCAGACAACUACAGUGUUUUCUUGAAGAAGCUGGACUGGUCCACUCCAAUCCCUUGUCCAUGGAUGCUGUCUGGGAAGGAUAUGCGAUGGAGACCGCGAUGCACACCACGAUGCCCUGAGUGGUGCUAAGGUGGCCAUGCUCCUUGGCCCUCCAAGCUGCCUGUAAUAUUGCUCAUCCAAGACCCUGAAAGCCUGGAAACCUCCUCUCUUCCAAACCAUGUCUAUCAGAUGUGAAACGUAUGGCAAAGACCUCUUUAAGUGCAAAUUAUCAUUAAAAUCUCCCAAGAACCUCA